AACAUAACCUCAAAAUUUGUUACUUACCUAUAUUACAAGUGACAAAACUAGGGCUCUAUUGAGGAACUUGCAUUCCUUCAUUAUUUUUUUUGCGAUUACCCGCAUUUUCAUCUCAAUUCAUCUAUUUAAUCGUUUAGUUUAAUUUCACCAUGGCUCCCAAAAAGGCGGGUGCCAACAAAAAAGUAGGCAAAAAGGCUAAAGUCGCUCCAGCUCCUCUGGUUUCUGAAAAACCUAAAAAAGUAGUUAAACAGAAAGUUGUCAACCCAUUGUUUGAGAAAAGGCCUAGGAAUUUUGGAAUUGGUCAGGAUAUUCAACCCAAAAGAGACUUAAGUCGUUUUGUUAAAUGGCCCAAUUAUAUUCGUAUACAACGUCAAAAGGCUGUUCUUCAAAGAAGGCUCAGAAUUCCUCCACCAAUCAAUCAAUUUUCUUAUGCAGCCGAUAAGGCCACAGUUACUCAGCUUUUCAAGUUAAUGGAGAAAUAUAGACCUGAGACAGCUGCAAUGAAAAAGAGACGAUUGCAGAAAAGAGCUGAAGAUAAAGUUGAAACUAAAGAAGAUCAACCCACUAAACGUCCAAAUGUGAUACGCCAAGGUAUUAACACUGUUGUCAAUCUUGUUGAGCAAAAAAAAGCUCAAUUAGUAGUUAUUGCCCAUGAUGUUGAUCCUUUGGAGUUGGUAAUAUAUUUACCUGCAUUGUGUCGUAAAAUGGGUGUACCCUAUUGCAUUAUCAAGGGAAAAUGGAGGUUAGGUAACCUUGUACGCCGUAAAAAUUGCACUGCCUUAGCCAUUACUCAAGUUGAUAGUGGAGAUCGUGCAGCUUUAGCAAAACUGAUAGAAUCUGUAAAGAACAACUUCAAUGAACGAUUUGAUGAAUUUAAACGUCAUUGGGGUGGUGGUGUUUUGGGUGCAAAGUCUGCUUGUCGCCUUGCUAAGAUAGAAAAAGCAAAAGAAAAAGAACUGGCGCAAAAACAAUAAAAAUUUUAUGUAUGAAAAUUACCUAAUAAAAUAUAAAACCCCAAA
Messenger RNA from Daktulosphaira vitifoliae (grape phylloxera), 1019 nucleotides. RefSeq names its product 60S ribosomal protein L7a (gene RpL7A). Gene Ontology annotation, biological process: ribosome biogenesis. Gene Ontology annotation, cellular component: ribonucleoprotein complex. The record is from RefSeq and is a predicted model, not a curated record. The transcript is spliced from 7 exons. NCBI's taxonomy places the organism in Eukaryota, Metazoa, Arthropoda, Insecta, Hemiptera, Phylloxeridae. Bases 150 to 974 code for a protein of 274 amino acids.